Molecule: messenger RNA, 623 nt
Organism: Cynoglossus semilaevis (tongue sole)
Lineage: Eukaryota; Metazoa; Chordata; Actinopteri; Pleuronectiformes; Cynoglossidae
Product: 2-oxo-4-hydroxy-4-carboxy-5-ureidoimidazoline decarboxylase
Exons: 2
Coding region: 48-572 (174 amino acids)
Biological process (GO): urate catabolic process; allantoin metabolic process
Cellular component (GO): peroxisome
Molecular function (GO): 2-oxo-4-hydroxy-4-carboxy-5-ureidoimidazoline decarboxylase activity
Source: RefSeq, a predicted model, not a curated record
AGCUUUAACCCUGUGUGUAGCAGACACAGACACAGACACACACAGACAUGGACAUAACCGCAGUAAACUCCCUCCACUAUGAAGAUUUUGUUAGUGUUUUUGGGAAUGUGGUGGAGAAAUGUCCUAUUGUCGCAGCUGCAGUGUGUUCACAGCGUCCUUUCAACAGUUUGAACAGUCUGGAGGCUGCGAUUAGCGAGUUUAUUGAUGCUCUACCACAAUCCGGUAAAGAAGGAAUCCUCAGGUGUCACCCAGACCUCGCUGGCAGGGACCUCCAGAGAGGAACCCUGACCAAGGAGUCCAACGAGGAGCAGGCCAGAGCCGGUCUGGACGCACUGGAGUCCACAGAAGCCUCACGCAUGGCUCAGCUCAACCAGCAGUACAAGACAAAGUUUGGGUUUCCUUUUGUCAUCUGUGCUCGCAUGAACGACAAAGACAGGAUUUUACAGCAGCUUUCUGAGCGCUGUGGGAAUGAGGUGGAGCUGGAGAGGGAGCGCGGCAUAGAGGAGGUGAAGAAGAUCUGCAGCCUACGUCUCCACGGCCUGGUGAACACUGAAGCUCGGAACAAGUUAUAAUUAUUGACUAAUGUGAACUACAACCUUAAUAAACAAAAAUUAUACACAGUA